This is a messenger RNA of Parasteatoda tepidariorum (common house spider), 483 nucleotides long. RefSeq lists its product as uncharacterized. Gene Ontology annotation, molecular function: nucleic acid binding. The record is from RefSeq and is a predicted model, not a curated record. Lineage: Eukaryota; Metazoa; Arthropoda; Arachnida; Araneae; Theridiidae.
AUGGAUGAAUUUGAUAUACCUUCCCGGAUUGAACCUUUGCCUCCCCCCUUAAACCCUAUGGAAGCUAGCAAAAUAUUAUAUCACCUGGACCUUAUGAUUCCUGUCUUAAAAGCCGAGGAUUGUACAGCAGCUUUGUUCAGCGCGGGGAUGGAGACUAUCCACAACCGUUUUCCUCUUGAAGCAUGGUUGCACAGAUAUACAGAUGGCUCAAAGCUUGAGAUGGAUGGCGUUACCGGCGCUGGUAUUUUUUGUGAGCAUUUCUCCCACUAUCUUUUGUUGGGAACAGCCAAGACCGCUUUUGAUGGUGAGGUUGAGGCAAUCAAAGUAGCUUCAACUCAUUUAAAUGCUCGUCCUUCUCUUUUCGAUCAAGCUGCCAUCAUCUCGGAUUCCCAAGCUGCGAUUCUGGCCAUUGCCAACUACUCUCAAGCCCCUAGCUCUUUGUCCAUUGUGAAAUGUAGAUUCUUUAAUGACAGAGAUGGGUGA